Molecule: messenger RNA, 1455 nt
Organism: Hippocampus comes (tiger tail seahorse)
Lineage: Eukaryota; Metazoa; Chordata; Actinopteri; Syngnathiformes; Syngnathidae
Gene: dnajc25
Product: DnaJ (Hsp40) homolog, subfamily C, member 25
Exons: 5
Coding region: 117-1196 (359 amino acids)
Biological process (GO): protein folding
Cellular component (GO): endoplasmic reticulum membrane
Source: RefSeq, a predicted model, not a curated record
CCCUCGUACUUUCCGUUGUUUGCUAUUAAAUAUGGCCGAUCUGUUGCGCAUGCGCACCGCAAAAAAACGCGCAGGACCCUCGGAUGGUGCCUUGACAGGCACCGGUAGUCGUGGAGAUGGCUACGCUCGCGGAACUCUGCCGUGGAGGUGGCGGUGGGUCCGCAGUGCGGUCCUGGUGGUGGCUCUCCGCGCUACUGUUGCUCACGUCGUCGCUGCCGGUGGCCCGGGCGCUGGUGGAGGGUCUGUACUGCGGCACCGAGGUCUGCUAUGACGUGCUCGGGGUCACUCGGGAGGCCUCCAAAGCGGAGAUCGCUCGGGCUUACCGGCAGCUGGCUCGCCGGUACCACCCGGACAGGUUCAGACCUGGAGAUCUGGGGUUGGAGGGAGAGACUGCGGAGUCAGCCCAGCAAAAGUUCCUGCUCGUUGCCACGGCGUACGAGACUCUAAAGGAUGAGGACACACGAAGGGACUACGACUACAUGCUGGACCACCCCGAGGAGUACUACCAGCACUACUACACCUACUACCGCCGACAGCUCACUCCCAAAGUGGACGUCAGGAUCGUAAUCCUCGUUACCAUAUGUGCCAUUUCCGUUUUCCAGUAUUACAGUUGGCACAGUAGCUACAACGAGGCCAUUAACUGCCUGGCGAAUGUCCCCAAGUAUCGGAUCCAGGCCACGCUGAUCGCCAAGGAGCAGGGCCUCCUGAACCGCACCAAGGAGAAGGGCAAGAACCGGCGCUCCAAAGAGGAGAUCCGGGAGCAGGAGGAGGAGGUGAUCCGUGACAUCAUCAAAACGAAGAUCGACAUCAAAGGCGGCUACCAGAAACCCAACCUGUCCGACAUCCUGCUGUGUCAGAUUGUGUUGUUCCCCUGCUACCUCAUCAACUACGUCGCCUGGUAUGUCUCCUGGGUGUACCACUUCACCAUCUGCAGGGAGGAGUACGGCGACCAGGAGAAGCUUUACAUCAUCAGGAGGCACAUGAAGAUCUCCCAGUCUCAAUUUGAUAGCCUGGAUGAGAUCACCAGGCAAUCUUUCCUGGAAAAACAACUCUGGAUCAAAGAAAAUUACGAGCUGUACAGAGCAGAACAGGAAGAGGAGAUGAAGGUGAAAAUGGCCACCGACCCAAAGAUGAAGCGGUACAGACGGUGGAGGAAGAACGAAGGACCAGGACGGCUGACCUUCAUCGAUGACUGAUAGCCACAAGUCGCGACGUGCACACGUGCCUCAGUGCCAACAUACGUGGAUCAUGCCAAGGACAUGUACGGACUUACACACGGACAAACUGUUUAUAUUGUGAGAAAUAUUUUCAUAGGAAUGAGGCAAGAGCACAAUUAAGUGGAAUAAACUAAACUGCAAGCCGCAGGAGAAAUGUUUACAUUUUCUUUCAAUACAAGUAAUUUAACUUCCAUGUUACAUGUGCCACACCACCCUUUUUUUUUUUUUGGUCAUCCAG